Molecule: messenger RNA, 3020 nt
Organism: Lemur catta (Ring-tailed lemur)
Lineage: Eukaryota; Metazoa; Chordata; Mammalia; Primates; Lemuridae
Gene: KBTBD4
Product: kelch repeat and BTB domain containing 4
Exons: 3
Coding region: 613-2244 (543 amino acids)
Molecular function (GO): protein binding
Source: RefSeq, a predicted model, not a curated record
UCUGAGCGGGAAGAACAGUUUUCCUGGCAACCAUUUCCCAGGCGACUCCAGGUGGAGCGAGGACACUACACUGGCAGAUGGGCCCCCUCAUGCCCCAGGCUAGGGACGGCUGAGUUCUGUCUCCAGUUCUGGGACUGAGCCUUGGGGAGUCAUUAGGGUGAGAGGGGAAGUAGGGGAAACAAACUCAGAAGAGACCAAAUGUGGGACUGACAUAUCCCAGGCCCAGCUUCAUAUUGGAGAGUUUGGACUCCGUGCUCGGGGGGAAGAGGGGACGUGGGGGUCUUUUUUGUCUGGUUCUGCUGCCCCUGAGAUUCACUAGUUUUAUGCCCGAAUUAUUUGGUUAGUAAGGUUUUUAAAAUGAUAGGCUUCCUCCAGUCCUUUGCUUUCGUAUGUUGACCUAAAUCCAAGUAUUUUACAUUAUGGAAAGGAAUUGGAACUUUUAUUGAUUUCACUGGGGGAGGGGCCCCCACUGCAGGAGAAUGAACCCAUAUUUGGUUAAAGGAGAGUGUCAGGGACAUCAUUGGCAGGACCAGCACUAAAGCUAAUCUGGACCCACUUUGCUCUCACUUUUUCCUUUAACUUCCCUGAGUUGGACAGUUGGAUCCGUAGGCUAUGGCUGUGAAUUCCCCAAGUUACCUAGGGUGGUGUUGCUUUGCAGACAGCUGGCAGACAGAGAAGUUGGCUACCAUGGAAUCACCCGAGGAGCCUGGAGCAUCCAUGGAUGAGAACUACUUUGUGAACUACACUUUCAAAGAUCGGUCCCAUUCAGGCCGAGUGGCUCAAGGCAUCAUGAAACUGUGUCUGGAGGAGGAGCUCUUUGCUGAUGUCACCAUUUCAGUGGAAGGCCGGGAAUUUCAGCUCCAUCGGCUGGUUCUCUCAGCUCAGAGCUGCUUCUUCCGGUCCAUGUUCACUUCCAACCUGAAGGAGGCCCACAACCGGGUGAUUGUGCUGCAGGAUGUCAGUGAGUCUGUUUUCCAGCUCCUGGUUGAUUAUAUCUACCAUGGGACUGUGAAACUUCGAGCUGAUGAGUUGCAGGAAAUUUAUGAGGUGUCAGACAUGUAUCAGCUGACAUCUCUCUUUGAGGAAUGUUCUCGGUUUUUGGCCCGCACAGUGCAAGUGGGAAAUUGUCUUCAGGUGAUGUGGCUGGCAGAUCGGCACAGUGAUCCUGAGCUCUACACCGCUGCCAAGCACUGUGCCAAGACCCACCUGGCCCAGCUGCAGAGCACAGAGGAAUUUCUCCACUUGCCCCAUCAUCUGCUCACUGAUAUCAUCUCGGAUGGAGUUCCAUGUUCCCAGAACCCAACAGAGGCAAUAGAAGCCUGGAUCAAUUUUAACAAAGAGGAAAGAGAGGCUUUUGCAGAGUCACUCAGGACUAGCUUGAAGGAAAUUGGGGAGAAUGUGCACAUUUACCUGAUUGGGAAAGAGUCAUCUCGUACCCACUCGUUGGCUGUGUCCUUGCACUGUGCAGAAGAUGACUCCAUCAGUGUAAGUGGCCAAAACAGCUUGUGCCACCAGAUCACUGCAGCCUGCAAGCAUGGUGGAGACUUGUAUGUGGUGGGAGGCUCCAUACCGCGACGCAUGUGGAAGUGCAACAAUGCCACCGUUGACUGGGAGUGGUGUGCACCUUUGCCUCGGGACCGGCUCCAGCACACCCUGGUGUCUGUGCCAGGGAAAGAUGCCAUAUAUUCAUUGGGUGGCAAGACACUGCAGGAUACCCUGUCCAAUGCAGUCAUCUAUUAUCGGGUAGGUGAUAACGUGUGGACAGAGACAACCCAGCUAGAGGUGGCUGUGUCAGGGGCUGCUGGUGCCAACCUCAAUGGGAUCAUCUACUUACUAGGGGGGGAGGAGAAUGAUCUGGACUUCUUUACCAAACCUUCCCGACUUAUCCAGUGCUUUGACACGGAGACAGACAAAUGCCAUGUGAAACCCUAUGUGCUGCCCUUUGCAGGCCGCAUGCACGCAGCUGUGCAUAAGGAUUUGGUGUUCAUCGUGGCUGAAGGGGACUCCCUGGUGUGCUACAAUCCCCUGCUAGACAGCUUUACCCGGCUUUACCUUCCUGAGGCCUGGAGCUCUGCCCCAUCCCUCUGGAAGAUUGCCAGCUGUAAUGGAAGCAUCUAUGUCUUCCGGGACCGAUAUAAAAAGGGGGAUGCCAACACCUACAAGCUUGACCCUGCCACUUCAGCUAUAACUGUCACGAGAGGCAUUAAGGUGUUGCUUACCAAUUUGCAGUUUGUGUUGGCCUAAGGCUGUGGGGGGAAUGCAGCUGACUCCUUUGCCCUCUCCCUUUCCAGCACCUCCCUACCCAAUCUUGAAGUCCCUUGGGCCCCAAUUCAGAGUAAUGUGUCAUUUUUUGGGUACAGAUUAGAAAGGCAGCGAUUGUCCUUCCCCAAACCCAUAGAAGUGUUUUGUUUGGGGCUUUUUAGACUGCCACUGCUCAGCUGGCCACUUGAACUGAGAGUCGGCCAGCCUGUUCUCUGCCAGUCCCUGGUAAUCCUGUGCCACACUACAGAUUGCUCAGAGUAAGGCUCUUCUCGGACCUCAGGCACAGCCUCCCCUCUUUACCUGAUCAAUGUUGAAUAGAAGCACCCCUGACCCCAGGGCAGAAGAAAAGAAGCCCAGUCAUACUUUUUUUUCUAUAGCGUGUGAAGUGGCUAGUUGAUAAUUUUUCCACAAAGAAUUAGGCGUUAGAGUUUUCCUUGCGACAGUGGAUUAAGAUGAAAGUGUGCUUCACCAGCAAGAAUCAACUCUAGAAUUCAGGACAUUCCUUCUAUUGCUUUCUUGUCUGUCAGGAAAUAUGAUUUUGGUUUUAUUUUUGGCUUAUUUCAAGAGGUAAGCCAGAAAGUAGAAAGGAUUAUUUCUGAUUAAUAACAGAAACUAUUCAGUACUAGGCUAUUAAAAAAAAGGUGAAAAAAAAAUAGAAACUUUUUUCAAACUCAAAAAUACAAGGUCUCUUCUCUUAAAGGCUCUAAGUUAAGUCAAGAGCUAGGAACUGUUCAUACAAAUAAAAGUUUUUGAAGGGA